AUGAGGAGUCGUUUGUUCUUUUGGACCUUGACAGAGCUUGAACACUUGAGGAACAGUCUACCUGAUAAAGUUGUGGUCCGGAGAAUCGAGGAACGUCUCUCUGCUCUUGGAAAUUGCAUUGCAUGCAAUGACCAUGUUGCUCUUGCCCACACGACAAUUGCUGGCAACAUUCUUGUAGGCAGCUUUUGUGCCUUAUCCAACAGGGGUGGAAUGGUCCAUCCUAAGACCUAUGUGGAAGAUUUGGAUGAGCUCUCUACACUUCUUCAAGUGCCACUGGUUGUAGGAACCAUUAAUCGCGGUAGUGGAGUCAUAGGGGAGGGUAUGAUCGUUAAUGACUGGACUGCUUUCUGCGGCUCAGACACAACCGCCACAGAGCUCUCUGUUGUAGACAGCAUAUUCAAGCUAGGGGAUGCCCGAUCCAUCUCUAUUGUCGACCAGAUGAAGAAAUCUUUGAUCGAGACCUAUGUUUAA
Microthlaspi erraticum is the source of this 471-nucleotide messenger RNA. The record is from the annotation of a GenBank genome assembly. NCBI's taxonomy places the organism in Eukaryota, Viridiplantae, Streptophyta, Magnoliopsida, Brassicales, Brassicaceae.